Molecule: messenger RNA, 1199 nt
Organism: Tympanuchus pallidicinctus (lesser prairie-chicken)
Lineage: Eukaryota; Metazoa; Chordata; Aves; Galliformes; Phasianidae
Gene: SLX9
Product: SLX9 ribosome biogenesis factor
Exons: 6
Coding region: 66-701 (211 amino acids)
Biological process (GO): maturation of SSU-rRNA from tricistronic rRNA transcript (SSU-rRNA, 5.8S rRNA, LSU-rRNA)
Cellular component (GO): 90S preribosome; nucleolus; preribosome, small subunit precursor
Source: RefSeq, a predicted model, not a curated record
CGGAGCAGCGCUGUGUGCGCGCACCGCGUGGCCGCGUUCUCUUCCGGCACGCACCCCACUCGGCCAUGGUGGGGAAAGUACGGCGUCCGCGGCUGCACGGCGCCGCGCCCCGACCCCCGCUGCGCCCCGACCCGGCGCCGCCCGGUCCUGGCGGCCGCACCGCGUCCGCGGCGAAGGACUGGGACUUCUCAUCAUCUGACAUCUUUUCUGGGCUGACUAUUGACCCUGAUUCUCUGGUGAAGAAACUUGACUUGGACACCAGAAGCAUUGUUUCAUCCAAGACAGGUUUGGAAGAAAAAACACUUCUAUCAAAAAAAGAAAAAAUGAAGCUGAGGAAAGAAAGAUGGCUACAGAAAAUAGAAAGUGUGAAGCUAGCCAAGCAGAAGCAAAAAGCUGAAGCAAAGCGAAAGGCAACACCUGUUGUGGGAGACAUGCAGCCACUGAUGGAAGCCCUGCCUGAGCUCUCUGAUCUGACCACAGGUAUCAAGGGCAGGAAGCCAUCCAAGAGGCAUGUAAAAGCAAAGGCAGAACCAGCAGACUUCUGUAUGAUGAAACAAGCUCAGAAACACAGGCUCUUAGAAGAGGAAAUGGCCCAGUUUCAUGAGGUCAUCGCAGAUCCCAGAUACAAAGCCCACCCCCUCUUGGUCAUCAGUGAGCAUCUCUCCAAGAGGCUAAGGCAGGAAGAAGGCAAGCCCCUCUAGGGCAUCGGCUGGGACCAAGUGUGCACGAUGAAGCUGGUGCACAGGCUCCAGACCACAAAUAAGCACAUCCUGAAUGUGACCUAUUAGCCACUUCAGUCCUUGGAAAAAGUCCAGCAUAUUAUUCAACCCAACAGUCCUGCUUUCUGUCUACAGGAAUAACGCAGUUCCCUCCUGAUGGUGGUGGCUGCUCCUUGGCGAACAGCCUGCAGUGAGCAGGAUGUUCUCUGAGAUAUUUGCACAAACCAACCUUCCUGUGAAAAGUCUUGACACUUUUUCUCUUUUGGUGACACAAUUCUUUAAUUUGUGCCAGAUGUUUUUGUUGCCCCCUCCAAUCCUUGCUGACUACUAUGAAAAGAAGUUCUGUUGUGAAUGUUGAAGAUCACAAGCCCUAGAGCCCAGGAUGCUGUUGUAGAUCUGUGUAAGGACUGAUUCUGCUGUUCAGAGCCAUUGUUUUGUGUGAAGAAUUUAGCUUUGGAAUAAACGCACUUUCGUACAGUA